AUGUGGCUGGAACUGCUCUUGGCCUCCGUGCUGGGCUUUGCCAUCUACUGGUUUGUUUCCCGGGACAAGGAAGAAACGCUGCCCAUCGAACAUGGCUGGUGGGGGCCUGGGACACCGCCCACCACCGGGGAGGAUGAGAGCAUCCACCCUUUCAAAGUGGAGACUUCAGACGAGGAGAUCAAAGACCUAUACUUGAGGAUUGACAGGACCCGGUUAAGCCCGCCCUUGGAGGACAGCUGUUUCCACUAUGGCUUCAACACCAACUACUUGAAGAAAGUCAUCUCCUACUGGAGGAAUGAAUUUGACUGGAAGAAGCAGGUGGAGAUUCUCAACCGAUACCCUCAUUAUAAGACCAAGAUUGAAGGCCUGGAUAUCCACUUCAUUCAUGUGAAGCCCCCACACGUGCCUGCAGGACGUACUCCGAAGCCCUUGCUCAUGGUGCACGGCUGGCCUGGCUCUUUCUAUGAGUUUUAUAAGAUCAUCCCUCUCCUAACCAACCCCAAGAACCAUGGCCUGAGUGACGAGCACAUCUUUGAAGUCAUCUGCCCUUCCAUUCCGGGCUACGGCUACUCACAGGCAUCCUCUAAGAAGGGCUUAGACACGGUGGCUACGGCCAGGAUCUUUUACAAGCUGAUGAUGCGGCUCAACUUCCAGGAGUUCUACGUUCAAGGUGGAGACUGGGGCUCCUUGGUCUGCACCAACAUGGCCCAGAUGGUGCCCAGGCAUGUGAAGGGCCUGCACUUGAACAUGGCUUUCGUCUUAAGCAAUGUCCACUUCCUGACCCUUCUGCUGGGACGGCGCUUCCAGUGGCUCUUUGGCCACACCGAGAGAGACAUUGAGCUGCUGUACCCCCUGAAGGAGAAGAUUCUCAACAGCGUGAUGAGGGAGAGUGGUUACAUGCACAUCCAGUGCACGAAGCCGGACACUGUGGGGUGUGCCCUAAAUGACUCCCCUGUGGGCCUGGCGGCCUAUAUUCUGGAGAAAUUUUCCACCUGGACCAAUUCGGAAUUCCGGAACCUGGAAGAUGGAGGCCUAGAGAGGUGA
Molecule: messenger RNA, 1044 nt
Organism: Elephantulus edwardii (Cape elephant shrew)
Lineage: Eukaryota; Metazoa; Chordata; Mammalia; Macroscelidea; Macroscelididae
Gene: EPHX1
Product: epoxide hydrolase 1, microsomal (xenobiotic)
Exons: 6
Coding region: 1-1044 (347 amino acids)
Biological process (GO): epoxide metabolic process; arachidonate metabolic process
Molecular function (GO): epoxide hydrolase activity
Source: RefSeq, a predicted model, not a curated record